AUGUACUUAUAUUGUAAAUCAAAUCUUUACAUAGCUAUUGUUUCGGGUCACCAAAUCGUUACGCCAAAUUCUAAUGACCGGAAGGAAACGCCCGAGUGUCGUCAUUGUAAGGACCACCUAGAGGAUACGGUGGAGCAUAGGGCUGAUGUUCAGCCGGGGUUGCGGGAAUUCGCAACCGACACAGAAUCUCAUCAGAUUCUGAACUUGAAGUCUCCAACGGAGGAGAGGACCGGUACUGAUGGCGGGGAGACUCCAGCUGCUAACGGGUCCAUCUUCACCAUGACCUUGAAGAAUAACCAUCUGAUCGUGGAAACUGAAGAGAGAAAUGAUAUCACCAAAAAUGGUCGCGAAACUAAGAUGAAGUAUUCUCCAGAUAAUGACGGCAUCUUCGUCGUCGAGGUGCAACAGUCUGCAGCCUAUAGACCUAACAAGACUAUUCCAAACUCCCCACCCCAGGACCCUCAAAUCUCAACCAAUCAGGCUCUUAUACAUCGAGUCCCUGAAGAGCUGGAGAAGAAGAUAGAAGAAGACAGCGAAAAGAGUAGCACAAGGUAUGAAAAAGACAAAGCACUAGCAUUGUCUAGUACUGGUCUCUCCAUCUCGGACCUCAGCAUGUCAUCAAUCGGCUCUCACAACGUAAGCUAUUCAUAUAGCAGUCAGUUGGGGUAUGAGCAGGGACCUUUCGGGUACCCAGUAUAUGCUGGCUAUGAUAUAUCCAAAGACGAUGUACCAGAAGGAAUAGUGACAGACAACUCUCAAGAACCCUUGAUUACCAAAACCCCUACGGACCCUGAUAAGCCAGUGGUAACUGCGGCAAUAUUUAAACAAGAUUCGAUCAUAGGUAGCGACGCAUUACAAGGCCCAGGGUAUUGCAUCGAAGGUUCAACUGACGGACCUCUGUUAUCAGAUGUUCAAGCUAGAGAAUAUAGCUUACAACAUCUUCAUGACCAGAAGAAAUUGGAAAACGGUGUAGCAGUUCCUGUGGCAGAGAAAAUUGAGGGCUCCAAGUCUUUGAAUCGUGCUGAUAGUCUUCCUGUGCGGUUAGAAGAAGGAGAACCAGAGAAGGUACCUAUGGAAACUAUCAAAGAAGAUGAUGCUACUGGAAAAGAUGUAUUGAAGGGUAAGAGAGGAUCAUUGCCAAUUAUAAGGACUGAUAUGUUUGAAUCUGUCCGAGACGUGAUUCUGCCUUCGGAAUCUCCGAAAUUUGAAAAAUUGAUGAACGAAACCUCGCCUGGGGAUGGAGCGUACGACUCACCCCCCAUGAUCACGAUCACAGAGGAGAGUGAAUCCAGCAAGUCUGAUGGCACGAGUUAA
Messenger RNA from Spodoptera exigua (beet armyworm), 1314 nucleotides. The record is from the annotation of a GenBank genome assembly. Lineage: Eukaryota; Metazoa; Arthropoda; Insecta; Lepidoptera; Noctuidae.